Seminavis robusta is the source of this 1773-nucleotide messenger RNA. NCBI's taxonomy places the organism in Eukaryota, Bacillariophyta, Bacillariophyceae, Naviculales, Naviculaceae. The record is from the annotation of a GenBank genome assembly.
AAAAUCACAAAAACACAGAAUUGAAGAAUGAGAAUGAAAGAACUGGAACAUCACAAACUGUUGAUUUGAUUUGUAUUUUCUGCUGUCACUGUCGCUCGCGUUUGUGUUUGCCGACCUGUCAGUUCAAGACUUAAUCUGAAGUACAACACCUGAGCCACCGCCAAACCUCCCCCUCCAAGAACUUCCAUCUCUAGCUAGCUAGAACAUCUAUUCCAAGCGCAUCCAUCCAUCUUCGCGUACCUGCCUGACAUGAUUCGGUCUACUAGUAGUGCUAGUAGCAGUACCACCACCUUGAAACAUAAUCUCUUACGACGACGAGCGUCCUCCAUGAUGUGCGAUAACAACGACGAGCAAAACAAUCUCCUCACGAGGCAACAUGACUGUCCACGUUGGCCACGACUAUUUGCGGCGCCCAUCUGCUGCACCAUUUUGGGUUUCCUGGUAUCCCCCAAGUUUUUGGUUCUGGGUUGUGUCUAUGGAUUGACCACGCUGCGGCCACUCUAUUGUUGUUAUCAUCAACAUGCUGCCGCUACCAAGAUCACCCUUUCUCAACAACGACAAAAACCAGGACAAGCCAAUGCCCAAGUGGAAGCCGCAUUGGCGCUCCACCGUUCCUUAACCUUCCAGUUUGCCAUGUUGGCAUUUUGCCUGUGGCUCUACGAACACUCUCGCCUCCUCUGUACUGCCAGCAAUGACAGCAACGACGUUGUCCACAAGGCAUUUGACAUGGCACGGCACAUUGUCCGAUGGGAAAGUGCUGUGGGGCUGGCCGUGGAACCACAGAUUCAAGACUUUUUCCUCCAGCACUUUGGUUGGGUGAUGGUGCUGGCGAAUACCUACUAUGCUGUCAUGCAUUUUGUCGUGCCUUUGGGUGUCAUGGCACGCCUGAUUAUCUACAACAAGGACGCUCAGUAUCGAUACCGAGUGGGAUUCUUCCUCAUGCUCUCACUGGCGCUGGUACUCUUUAUUGUCCUCCCCACCAUGCCUCCACGCUUACUGCCCUCAUAUCAUGCCGAGUACAUUGAAACGGGUCAAAUCAUCUUGUCCGAACAUGAUGCCACCAUACUGGAACCCUACUGGUCCAUUAUUGACACCAUGAAAGCCAGUGAGACCAUCUACAACAAACUACACAAGGAAGGUGGGAAUCCCUUUGCCGCCUUGCCCUCCAUGCACACGGGUUGGGCACUCUGGAGUUGUCUGACGGUCCUGUCCACGUUGGAUGCGGACAAUGACGACAAUGCCAAAACCAACCUGCUGCAACGAAUCAUGGCUGUCGGACAUGUUUGUUGCAUUGUAUUUGUCAUUAUCACCACGGGCAAUCACUUUUGGUUGGAUGCCGUGGCGGGAGCCGCUUGUGUCUUGAUUGGACGUGUCAUGGCACAUUGCCUCAUUCAAUGGAUACUGGAUGUUUGCUUCAGUUGGCCGGCUCUGUCCAAUCUCUUGCAACGGUUGGGACCCGUCAAGGCGCAGCAGCAGCCACCAGGAGAUGAUUGGGAUGAUGAAUUGACACAGGAGUUGUCCCCGCGACGAAAUGGCUCCAUGGCCGUCGCUGAUAUUGUGUAGCAUGGCCCUCGUGCGAUGAAAGAAGAACUAUCUGCUCUUUGACGUUGUGUGGGAGCGGAAAGAGCUGUGUGUCUACUGGAUGUUCCGGUACCUCCAAAAGAAGAUCCUUCACAGUAUAAAACUUCCAAUAAUAGAGGAAUAUAUGCAUUUUUGAAAACAAAUGAAUAGUCAGCUUCCAGGCCUACAACAAGUGAGUGAUGGUUUGGAUCA